Molecule: messenger RNA, 1169 nt
Organism: Setaria italica (foxtail millet)
Lineage: Eukaryota; Viridiplantae; Streptophyta; Magnoliopsida; Poales; Poaceae
Exons: 1
Coding region: 356-910 (184 amino acids)
Source: RefSeq, a predicted model, not a curated record
AUUUAACCAACCCCAUGAACCAUCACAAAAACAAGCUCUGAAUUCAUUUAUGAUUUAACCAUAGUACUUAACAAAAGUUACGCAACAAAUCCAUCACCAGGGGGUGUACUUGUAUAUAUAAAAGUGCAUAAUUGUGAGCAUUUUGCAUCGACAUCAGAGGCCACGAGCAGAAUAAACAUUUCUGGCCAAAUCUUGGAUGCUUCCACAGGGCUCACCUACUCGAUUGUCCAUGGCCGUGUCCUGCAUGCCGAGCACUUGAGGAUCGCCACCGGCUCCACUCAAAUCGCGAGCAACUCCCAAAUUAGCCACUUCAGGCCUCCAUAACCAGAUCCGAGCAACAAGGAAGGAGAGAGGCAUGGAUGGCUACAGCAGCCUCGCGUCGUCCCUUCCGGUGGCGGUGGUGGCGGUGGACGGGCACCACGGGGCGAGGGGGGCGAGGCCAUCGAUGGAGCUGACCAACACCAAGGAGACCAAGGCGUGGGAGGGGCUGGCCAUCGGCGCGGUGACGCUGGCCCGGACCUUCUCCACGGGCUCCCACCGGUUCUGCAGAUCCGGCAGCGAGAGGAGGAGCCGGAGCCGGAGCGGCCUGCCGAGCGCGCUGAGGCGGGCCUUCUCCAUGCGGCGCUUCCACCCCGCGGGCCCCGGCGGCUGCGGCGCCGGGGACGGGUACUGGAGGAUCCACGACAUGGACGGGGACAGCGACCGCGGCGAUGACACGGUGGAGGAGCACGGCGAGAACGAAGCGGCGGCGGGCGAGGAGGCGGAGAACAAGAAGGCGGAGCAGCAGCGGGACGAAGAUGCUGCGAACUCCGCAGUAGCGGAGAAGGAGGAUGCCGAGGGGAGGACGACGACGACAAAGAAGAAGCGGGGGGGCAUCUUGAAGGCGUGCAGGAAGCUCUUCCGGUUGUAAAUAGCACCAGACAGUGAUUCCCUUCCCUUUUUCGACCUGCUGCUGUGAGGGUACUGGAUUCUGCAAUGUCGAGCUGCUGCUGUAAGGGUACAUGUGUGCCGAUGGCCCCGCGAGGUAGCUGAUCCUGAUGACCUGAUCUCGUGGUUGCUGGAUAUUGCCGUGUUUGUGAUCGUUGUCGUUUUAGAUCUUCUUGUUGUUGGUUUUGUAAUCAGGAACAGAAAACCAAAAUGAUCAUAGAUCAUACUGAAAUCCUGUGAAA